ACCUCGACCGCCGUCCGGGUUGCGCCGCAGGGCGGUAUCUUGGAGGGGGCAAACCCGUCUGAAUACGACCCUAAGAACCCUCUCACCAUCUUCAUCAUCCAGGUCGGCCUCAUCGUCAUCAUCUGCCACAUCCUGCAUUGGCCUCUGUCCAAGAUCCGCCAGCCCCGAGUCAUUGCCGAAGUCAUUGGAGGCAUCAUCCUGGGACCCUCGGUGAUGGGCCACAUCCCCGGAUUCAGAGAGGCCAUCUUCCCCGCUGCCUCGAUUCCCAACCUGACUCUUGUCGCCAACAUCGGUCUGGUCCUCUACUUGUUCAUGAUUGGUCUUGAGACCGAUGUUCGAUUUCUCCUCAGCAACUGGCGCGUCGCCACCUCGGUCGCCUUUGCUGGUCUGGCCUUGCCAUUUGGCGUUGGCUGCGGUCUCGCCUGGGGCAUAUACAACGCCUUCCGCGACGAUCCCGGCAUCAAGCCCAUCGACUUUAGCACCUACAUGCUGUUCGUCGGCAUCGCGGUCGCUAUUACUGCUUUCCCAGUGCUCUGCCGUAUCCUGACCGAACUCAAGCUGCUCGAUACGCCAGUUGGUGUCAUUACUCUGUCAGCGGGCGUUGCCAACGACGUCGUAGGAUGGAUUCUGCUGGCUCUCUGCGUCGCCCUGGUCAAUGCCGGGCAGGGCAUCACGGCGCUUUGGAUCCUGCUGGUGGCCAUUGGCUACAUCAUCCUCCUUGUCCUUGUCGUCAAGCCUGUCUUGCGAUUUGUGCUGCGGAAAACCAACAAUAUCGAGAAUGGCCCUUCGCAGAGCUCCAUUGCCCUGAUUCUCCUCAUCGCCCUCACCUCUGCCUUCUUCACCGGAAUCAUUGGGAUCCAUCCCAUCUUUGGAGGUUUUGUUGUCGGCUUGAUUAUUCCGCGUGAGCAUGGCUUCAACAUUCGCGUCAUCGAGAAGAUGGAGGAUCUCGUCGGUUCCAUCUUCCUGCCCCUCUACUUUACCCUCUCCGGUCUCAGCACCAACCUGGGCCUUCUCAACAACGGAACGGCCUGGGGCUAUGUGUUUGCUACUACCAUCGUUGCCCUCACCACCAAGAUCAUUGGUGCAUCUGUAGCGGCUCGACUGAAUGGCCUGGUCUGGAGAGAGUCUUUCUCCAUUGGAGUCUUGAUGAGUUGCAAGGGUCUCGUGGAGCUCAUUGUGCUGAAUAUCGGUCUGCAAGCGAAAAUCUUGAGCGUCAGGACGUUUACCAUCUUCGUCGUCAUGGCCCUUCUCACCACCUUCUUGACGACCCCAGCCGUCUCCUUUCUCUACCCCCCUUGGUAUCAGAAGAAGAUUGCUGCUUGGAAGCGUGGGGAGAUUGACUGGGACACUGGUGCUCCUAUCACCCAAGUGACCGUCACUCCUGGAACAGACACAUCUACUCAGAGAGUCCGGCGGCUGCUUGUUUACCUUAGACUGGACAACAUGCCUGCGCUGCUCAACCUUCUUUCGCUGUUUGGAAGUUCUCAUGCGGCAGAGACGCCAAGCGGAACGUCGGAGGGAGGCUCCAAGAGGAGCUAUGAAGACGUAGUCAAGGGGCCGGUCCGAGCUCACGGUCUUCGACUCCUCGAACUGACGGAUCGCGAUUCGUCCGUCAUGACAGUCGCUCAGGUCGACGAGUACACCAGACACGACCCCGUCGUGAACAUCUUCCGCAGCGUCGGCCAGCUCCACAACAUUGCAGCGUCCGGCGAGGUCGCCAUCAUGCCCGAGGAUCGCUUUGCCGAUGCCCUCGUUUCGCGCUCUUCCAACAUGGGAUCGGAUCUCCUCCUCAUGCCCUGGACCGAGACUGGCAGCAUGGGAGAUGCGCAGAUAAUAUCAUCCGCAGAUGUUGAAGAUAGGCUUGCGUCCAACUAUCUGUCGUUUGUCAAGUCUGUCCUCCGCUCCAUCGAUCACAAUGUCGGCAUCUUCUUCACACGCAGCCGAGACGAUGUCAAGACGGGCAAGAAGGAGGGCCAGGAGCAAGCAAGGCUUCGCCGGCAAUACUCGUAUGACGUUUCUCGGCGCGAGUUCCCGACUGCGCCCCUGGUGCCUCGCACUCACAACAUCUUCUUCGUCUACUUUGGAGGCCGCGACGACAACUUUGCCCUUCGGUUGGUUCUCCAGCUGCUCGAGCGCGAGCGCGUGACUGCGACCAUCAUCAACGUC
Trichoderma reesei QM6a is the source of this 2166-nucleotide messenger RNA. RefSeq lists its product as uncharacterized. Gene Ontology annotation, biological process: proton transmembrane transport. Gene Ontology annotation, molecular function: antiporter activity. The record is from RefSeq and is a predicted model, not a curated record. The annotation marks the transcript as partial. The transcript has 5 exons. Gene Ontology annotation, cellular component: membrane. Lineage: Eukaryota; Fungi; Ascomycota; Sordariomycetes; Hypocreales; Hypocreaceae.